GCUCCUCCCCUCCCCUCCCUUCCCCUUCUCGUUCUCGCACCAUGGUCGAAGCGGACAGCGAGUUCAUCACGCUGUACAUCCACAGCCUGAUUCCGCUGUAUGUCUGCCUGGUUGGGCUGUCAUGGGUCAUCCACGAUUACUGUGCGUUUUAUGUGCUGUGAUGAGGGAGCGUGUGUGUGCUGAGAUGGGCGCUGGAGUCGUGACGCUGGAGGACGAAAUACGGUACAUCUGGUCCGCGCGCAUGAACUUUAGCAAGGCGAUGUUCCUCUGGGUCAGCCGUUUAUCGUUUUUUUUUUUCCCUUCAUGCUCGAUUGACCCACGCGGUGCGGUGCAGAUAAGAUACUACACGUGAGCCGCGCGACGCCUCCACUUGCUUACCGCGUUCUGAUGCGUCCCGGAGGCUGAUCCUGCUGAUCUUCGACGCGGUGCAGAUCCACGUGUUCACCGUGCCGGGCGUGACCUCGGACGCGGUGUGCGUCGCGAUGGACACCGUGAUCCGCGUCGUCGGCGCGCUCUCGCUGUGGAGCGUCGAGAUCGUCAUGCAGCAGCGCGUGUACGCGAUCUACCAGUGCUCCAGACGCGUGCGUUGCGCUGCGUUGCGUGUCGUUCAUCCGUUCAUCCGCUGAUCCAUGCAU
Molecule: messenger RNA, 635 nt
Organism: Mycena citricolor
Lineage: Eukaryota; Fungi; Basidiomycota; Agaricomycetes; Agaricales; Mycenaceae
Source: the annotation of a GenBank genome assembly